AUGGCACUGGUAAUGGAGCCAAUAAGUAAAUGGACACCCAAGCAAGUGCUGGACUGGAUGAAAGGCUUGGACGACUGCCUUCAGCAGUACAUUAAAAACUUUGAGAGGGAGAAGAUCAACGGCGAGCAGCUGCUCCAUAUUACCCACCAGGAGCUGGAGGAACUGGGGGUGACUCGCAUUGGUCAUCAGGAACUCAUCCUGGAGGCAGUGGACCUGCUGUGUGCACUGAAUUAUGGACUGGAGACAGAGAACCUGCGGACCCUUUCUCAUAAACUCAAUGCUUCAGCCAAGAACCUGCAGAACUUCAUCUCAGGGCGGCGCCGGAGCGGGCAUUACGAUGGGCGGGCCUCACGCCGGCUGCCCAAUGACUUUCUUACCUCAGUGGUCGACCUUAUAGGGGCAGCAAAGAGCCUGCUGGCCUGGUUGGACAGGUCUCCCUUUGUCAGUGUGACUGAAUAUUCUGUAUUGAAAAACAACAUUGUUCAGCUUUGCCUGGAAUUAACCACCAUAGUGCAACAGGACUGUACUGUGUAUGAGACCGAAAACAAGAUACUCCAUGUGUGUAAAACUCUGUCAGGAAUAUGUGACCACAUCAUCUCUCUGUCCUCGGAUACACUCGUGUCCCAGUCUGCCCAUUUGGAGGUGGUCCAUCUGACAAACAUUUUGCCCAGUGAAGGCCUGGGGAUGUAUAUCAAGUCAACAUAUGAUGGACUUCAUGUGAUCACAGGAACCACAGAGAAUUCUCCUGCUGACCAGUGCAAAAAGAUCCACGCUGGGGACGAGGUCAUUCAAGUCAACCACCAGACUGUGGUGGGCUGGCAGCUGAGGAAUUUGGUGAAUGCUUUACGGGAUGACCCAAACGGAGUCAUACUCACCUUAAAAAAGAGGCCCCAGAACACCCUGAGCUCUACCCCUGCUCUGCUCAGGAAUGUCCGCUGGAAACCUCUUGCCCUUCAGCCCACUCCCACCACUCCAACCAGCACCUCCACCACUCCAACCAGCACAGUGGGUGUGUCUUCCACACUGGAUGGCUCCAGCAUGCAGGAUGUGUUCAUUUUGUCCCCUGUCUCUGGGCUCUAUGGGGCCAGAGAGGAGAUGGGCGUUAUGUCCUGUGAUGACAUCAACAAGUCCAGCUCCAAAUGCUCCGAGUCCCUGAGCUACUACCUGGACCAGGAGAGUGGCCAGUACUAUACCCUGGUGGAAGGGGAGGGGCUCCCAGUGGGUCCUGACUACGACAGAGGCCGUCCCACAGGGGUCCGUCGAAGAGAUAAGACCCCAACUCAUGGUGAUCUCAGGCCUGUCUCCAUGCCGACGGAGUACAGCUGGAUGGCUGAAGGCCAGGAGCCCCAUAUGUACAAGAGGGGCAGUCGAGACUCAGACACCUCCCUCUUGCGCUACCUGAGUGACGAUAAGAUUCUGGUCAUCCAAGAGGAGCCGGACACAGCACGGGAGUGCAAACGUGAGACAAGCCGUCGCUCUCGCAGGAAGAGCAAAAACCCAAGCAGCCCCAGUUUUCCCAUCAGCCCCUCUGUGUUGGCCUCCACAAUGCGUCUGGAUGCAGCACCCCUACCGGAGGGCAUGCCAUUCCCACUGCCUGAAAACAACACUGGGCCAGUUUACCAUGAACAGAGAACCGGAGACACACUGAGGACAGAGCAUGACAGACACGCAGGUUCUGGAAGUGAAAGACCAGGUGGGACAUCUCAGAGGAAGUCAUUCCACUAUACCUCCUUAAGAGCAAAAACCAGAAAGAAAAGUAAAGGCUCCCUGACCACUGGCAGUCGCAGACGCAUCUCCUGUAAGGAUUUGGGUCAUGGAGACUGUGAGGGCUGGCUGUGGAAGAAGAAGGACGCCAAAGGCUACUUCACUCAGAAAUGGAAGAAGUAUUGGUUCAUCCUGAAGGACUCAUCACUCUACUGGUACACCAAUCAGAAUGAUGAGAAGGCAGAGGGCUUCAUCAGUUUGCCUGAGUUCAGGAUAGACAGAGCGACUGAAUGCAGGCGGAAAUUUGCCUUUAAAGCAUGCCACCCCAAAAUCAAGACCUUCUUCUUCGCCACUGACUGUCUGGAGGAGAUGAACAGGUGGAUGAACAGACUGGGUCUGGCAGCCAUUGGGUACACACCAGAUGACAAAACAUUGCGGCCGGAUGAAGAUUACUGGAGUGAGAGUGAUCAAGAUGACAUUGAUGGCUCAAUGACCCUCAAACAGGAGGGGCCAUCCUCACACUGUGAUACCUACCAUCGCACACCAUCAGUUCAGAGGCUGCACUACUCAGAGCCUGUGGUUGUCCCUCUCCCACGCUCUCACAGCUCUGUGAACCUGAUUCGCUCCACCCCCUCCCCUCUGCUCCCUCAGGUCAAUUCCUCUAGUCCCUUCCCUGAGCGUGGACAGCACCUCUCCAGUGAGUCCACCUACUCCCACUCCUCUGCUGAGGAGUCUCGUGGAGGCGAGGGAGGAGGUUCCGGUAGCGCCCACUCCUCUGGCUGCCGUUCCAACCAUCGAGAACGGCGUUCCUGGCAGGACCUGAUUGAGACCCCCCUCACCAGCUCAGGUCUGCACUUCCUGCAGACGGUGCCGGCCGAGGGCGAGCACGGUUACGAUGUCAGAGUAGCGUCGAGCGGGCAGCCGAUCCUAUCGCCCGAGCGCAGGAGACAGGCCACGCUUCCCGUGCGAAGACAUCACAUAGACCGCGACGGGCCCUUUCCACUGCUGGGGGGUGCAGAGAGGGCGCACCGUCAGGCUCAUAAACAGCGCAGCCAGAGCCUGCCACGGAACCGAGCCGUGAGGGGGGGCAGGAGCCUGCGGUCCAGCCGCUGUGAGGAGAAGAGUGAGGAUGAGGAGGGUCCUGUAGAGAAGAAGAGUGAGGCCAGCACAGAGGCGAGUGAACAACAUGAUGGCCAGGCUGUAGAUGGAUUUGAGGAGCUGUACCGCAGUCUGGAGCAGGCUAACGUCUCUGCCCUUGGUAACCUCCGACCCUCCACUAAACAAGAUUUUCGUCGCUCUUUCCUUAAGCGCUGCGCUGACCCUGUUAUCAACGACAAACUGCAUCAUGUUCGCACCCUCAACAGCACACUCAAGGCUAAGGAGAAUGAACUGUACAUUAUAAACCAGCUGCUCCAGGACCACAGUCUCACCUCCAACAAGUUCCGCCAGUGGAAACUUCUACACCAGGAACUGUUCAUGGACAUCUGUGAGUUUAGCUCAGGCAACGAAGGGGCAGCCGAACUCUCCCCGGUGGCAGGACCUCUCGUGACGCACACACACUCCUUUAUUGAGACUCAUGUCUGA
Molecule: messenger RNA, 3288 nt
Organism: Chanos chanos (milkfish)
Lineage: Eukaryota; Metazoa; Chordata; Actinopteri; Gonorynchiformes; Chanidae
Product: connector enhancer of kinase suppressor of ras 2-like
Exons: 24
Coding region: 1-3288 (1095 amino acids)
Biological process (GO): regulation of signal transduction
Cellular component (GO): cytoplasm; membrane
Molecular function (GO): protein binding
Source: RefSeq, a predicted model, not a curated record